Anopheles marshallii is the source of this 4530-nucleotide messenger RNA. RefSeq names its product dual oxidase (gene Duox). NCBI's taxonomy places the organism in Eukaryota, Metazoa, Arthropoda, Insecta, Diptera, Culicidae. The transcript has 13 exons. The record is from RefSeq and is a predicted model, not a curated record. Gene Ontology annotation, biological process: response to oxidative stress. Bases 1 to 4530 code for a protein of 1509 amino acids. Gene Ontology annotation, molecular function: heme binding; peroxidase activity; calcium ion binding.
AUGAGGACCCUCGAUCGACCCGCAGCCAGUCUGCUGUGGUCAACAUGCCUGUUGGCCUUGCACUUUACGAUACCAGCCACCGAUGCCGCCGAAUCCAGUUUGAUGAGCCACGUCGAAAAACAACGCUACGACGGAUGGUACAACAAUCUGGCCCAUCCGGACUGGGGAGCCGUCGAUAAUCACUUGACUAGGAAAGCCCCUUCGGCGUAUUCGGACGGUGUAUACGUGCUGGCGGGUGCCAAUAGGCCCUCGCCUCGCAAGCUCAGCAGACUGUUCAUGCGUGGCACAGACGGUCUGCCUUCGAUGGAAAACCGUACCGCUCUGCUGGCCUUCUUCGGUCAGGUGGUAACGAACGAGAUAGUCAUGGCGUCCGAAUCGGGCUGCCCGAUCGAGAUGCACCGUAUCGAGAUCGAGAAGUGUGACGAGAUGUACGAUCGAGAGUGCCGCGGUGAUCGAUACAUCCCAUUCCACCGGGCGGCCUACGAUCGCAAUACGGGCCAGAGUCCGAAUGCGCCCCGCGAACAAAUCAAUCAGAUGACGGCAUGGAUCGAUGGAAGUUUCAUCUACAGCACCUCGGAGGCAUGGUUGAAUGCGAUGCGAUCGUUCCAGGACGGUGCGCUGCUGACGGACAAGCAGGGAACAAUGCCAGUGAAGAAUACGAUGCGGGUCCCACUGUUCAACAAUCCCGUGCCGCAUGUGAUGCGGAUGCUCAGUCCGGAACGGUUAUACUUGCUGGGGGAUCCUAGAACAAACCAAAACCCAGCCUUACUCUCGUUCGCCAUUCUUUUCCUGCGUUGGCAUAAUGUGGUGGCCAAGCGAGUUCGACGACAACAUCGCGAUUGGAGUGAUGAAGAGAUUUUCCAACGAGCGCGCCGUGUCGUAAUCGCUAGUCUGCAAAACGUUAUCGCCUAUGAGUACUUGCCAGCCUUCCUGGACAAGGAGAUAACACCGUACGAUGGCUAUAAGGCCGAUACUCAUCCAGGAGUAAGCCAUAUGUUCCAGGCCGCUGCAUUCCGAUUUGGACAUUCUUUGAUUCCACCGGGUCUCUUCCGACGCGAUGGUCAAUGUAACUUCCGGCGCACUAAUAUGGACUUCCCGGCUCUGCGUCUUUGUUCGACAUGGUGGAAUUCUAACGAUGUGCUAGACAAUACGCCGGUGGAAGAGUUCAUUUUGGGCAUGGCUUCGCAGAUUGCCGAAAAGGAAGAUCCGCUGCUCUGUUCAGACGUGCGCGAUAAAUUGUUUGGUCCGAUGGAAUUUACACGGCGAGAUCUUGGUGCUCUGAAUAUUAUGCGCGGUCGUGACAAUGGGCUUCCAGACUAUAACACGGCACGUGCAGCUUACCGGCUACCCAAGAAGAAAAAUUGGCGAGACAUCAACCCACAGGUGUUUGAACGGCAGCCCGAACUGCUGGAGCUGUUGAUCAAAACUUACGAUAAUCAGCUGGACAAUGUGGACGUCUAUGUUGGUGGAAUGUUGGAGUCCGAUGGAAGACCCGGUGAACUGUUCUCAGCUGUCAUAAUCGAUCAGUUUACCAGAAUUCGUGAUGCCGAUCGGUUCUGGUUCGAAAAUGAAGAUAAUGGCAUAUUCACCAAGGAAGAAAUAGCCGAAAUACGCAAGUUCACGCUUUGGGACAUCAUCGUGAACAGCACGGACAUUGAAGGAGAUGAAAUUCAGCGUGAUGUUUUCCAUUGGAAACAAGGUGAUCCCUGUCCGCAACCGGAGCAACUAAACGCAACUUUAUUGGAACCGUGCAACUACCUCGAAGGAUACGAUUAUUUCUCCGGCUCGGAGCUAGCGUACAUCUACUCUUGUGUCUUUCUGGGUUUCGUGCCCAUUCUAUGCGCCGGUGCCGGAUACUGCGUGAUCAAGCUCCAGAACAGUCGACGUCGUAAACUGAAGAUUAAACAGGAAGCCAUGAAAAACACUGCCAACAGUAAAGUGUCCGUGGAGAAAAUGGUAGCUCGCGAGUGGUUACAUGCAAACCACAAGCGAUUGGUCACGGUGAAGUUCGGACCAGAAGCGGCCAUCUACACAGUCGAUCGUAAGGGAGAGAAACUACGUACCUUCAACCUGAAGCACGUCGAUGUGGUGACGGUGGAGCAAUCGCAAGAAAACUACAAAGCCAAGAAACCUUACAUUCUGCUCCGUGUGCCAAAUGAUCACGAUUUGGUGCUGGAACUCGAAUCAAACUCCGCCCGGCGGAAGUUUGUGAAAAAGUUGGAAGAUUUUCUAGUGCUGCACAAAAAAGCAAUGAACUUUGUGGAAUCGAACCGUGAUUUGAUGCUGGCCAAGGCCGAAACGCGUGAGCGUCGUCAAAAGCGACUUGAACACUUCUUCCGCGAGGCUUACGCACUGACGUUUGGUUUGCGACCAGGCGAGCGACGUCGCCGUUCGGAUGCAUCGCUGGACGGUGAGGUUAUGACGGUGAUGCGUACCAGUUUGUCGAAGUCGGAGUUUGCAGCAGCGCUUGGGAUGAAACCCGACGAUAUGUUCGUUCGGAAGAUGUUCAACAUCGUCGAUAAGGACAAAGAUGGAAGAAUAUCCUUCCAGGAAUUCUUGGAAACCGUAGUGCUGUUUUCACGGGGAAAGACUGACGAUAAACUAAGGAUCAUUUUCGAUAUGUGUGACAACGAUCGAAACGGGGUUAUUGAUAAAGGAGAACUAAGUGAAAUGAUGCGUUCCUUGGUGGAGAUCGCUCGAACCACGAGCGUUACUGAUGAUCAAGUUAACGAACUCAUCGACGGCAUGUUCCAGGACGUUGGUCUAGAGCACAAGAAUCAUCUAACCUAUGAAGAUUUCAAGCUUAUGAUGAAGGAAUACAAGGGAGACUUUGUUGCGAUUGGAUUGGACUGCAAAGGUGCUAAACAGAACUUCCUCGAUACAUCUACCAAUGUGGCUCGUAUGACAUCAUUCCAUAUUGAACCGAUUUCGGAUUCACGGCGUCACUGGGUGCAAGAAAAGUGGGACUGCUACACGACCUUCCUUGAGGAGAAUCGUCAAAACAUCUUCUACCUGUUCCUGUUCUACGUGAUCACCAUCGUAUUGUUUGUGGAGCGAUUUAUUCAUUACUCGUUCAUGGCGGAACACACCGAUCUGCGGCAUAUCAUGGGAGUUGGAAUUGCUAUAACACGAGGAUCUGCUGCUUCAUUGUCAUUUUGUUACUCUCUGUUGUUGCUCACGAUGUCGAGAAAUCUACUCACAAAGCUUAAGGAGUUCCCAAUUCAGCAGUACAUCCCGCUGGAUUCGCAUAUUCAAUUCCACAAAAUCGCAGCCUGUACUGCGCUGUUCUUUUCGCUGUUACACACGGUGGGACACAUCGUGAAUUUCUAUCACGUUUCCACACAAUCGAUCGAGAAUCUCAAAUGUCUCACGAAAGAAGUGCACUUCACGUCCGACUAUCGACCUGAUAUAACGUACUGGCUGUUUCAAACCGUCACGGGCGUUACCGGAGUAAUGCUGUUCGUAACUAUGUGCAUCAUAUUUGCCUUCGCUCAUCCAACCAUUCGCAAGAAGGCGUACAAGUUUUUCUGGAACGCACAUUCUCUGUACGUGGUGCUGUACGCAUUGUGUUUAGUGCACGGACUUGCACGUUUGACCGGUGCCCCUAGGUUCUGGUUGUUCUUUAUUGGGCCCGGCAUAGUGUACACGCUGGAUAAGAUCGUCUCACUGCGCACGAAGUACAUGGCGCUUGAUGUUAUUGAAACCGACCUAUUACCCUCGGACGUAAUCAAGAUCAGGUUCUACCGUCCGCCGAAUCUAAAGUAUCUUUCCGGUCAGUGGGUACGGCUAUCAUGCACAGAAAUAAAGCCCGAGGAAAUGCACAGUUUCACACUCACAUCGGCACCGCACGAGAACUUCCUCAGCUGUCACAUCAAAGCGCAAGGCCCGUGGACAUGGAAGCUGCGCAACUACUUCGACCCGUGCAACUACAACCCGGAUGAUCAGCCGAAGAUACGGAUCGAGGGACCGUUCGGCGGAGGCAAUCAGGAUUGGUACAAGUUCGAGGUCGCUGUUAUGGUCGGUGGCGGUAUCGGUGUGACGCCAUACGCUUCGAUUUUAAACGAUCUGGUAUUUGGUACCAGCACCAACCGGUACUCGGGAGUCGCCUGUAAGAAAGUGUACUUCCUGUGGAUCUGUCCGUCGCAUAAGCACUUUGAAUGGUUUAUCGAUGUGUUGCGUGAUGUGGAGAAAAAGGAUGUUACAAACGUGCUGGAGAUCCACAUUUUCAUCACACAAUUCUUCCACAAGUUCGAUCUUCGAACUACCAUGUUGUACAUCUGCGAAAAUCACUUUCAGCGUCUCUCAAAAACGUCCAUGUUCACCGGGCUUAAAGCGGUGAAUCAUUUCGGUCGUCCUGAUAUGUCGAGUUUUCUCAAAUUCGUACAAAAGAAACAUUCAUACGUUUCCAAGAUCGGAGUCUUCUCUUGCGGACCGCGGCCACUCACAAAGAGUGUUAUGUCGGCGUGUGAUGAAGUGAACAAGAGCCGCAAAUGGCCAUACUUCAUACAUCAUUUCGAAAACUUUGGCUAA